UGUACGUGCAUCAGAGAGGCACUUGCCAGAAAGAUACGGAGUUUGGAGGCUCGUUUGUGUGUUCUUCGUCGCGUUUAUGAUUUUAAAUAAAUAAUAAGUCGUUACUGACUGCGAGUGUUAGUGUUUUAUAAUCGAAAUAUUCCCCUUUUUUACGGAGAAACUUUCCAAAAGAAAAACAGCGAUCGAGGUUGGAGGAGGUGUGUGACAGAAUGGCCCAGUGGAACCAGUUACAGCAGCUGGAGACCAGGUAUCUGGAGCAGCUCUAUCACUUGUACAGUGACAGCUUCCCAAUGGAGCUACGACAGUUCCUGGCCCCCUGGAUUGAGAAUCAGGACUGGGCUUAUGCUGCCAAUAAGGAGUCACAUGCCACACUGGUGUUCCACAACCUCUUGGGAGAAAUUGAUCAGCAGUACAGCCGUUUCCUGCAGGAGAACAAUGUACUCUACCAGCAUAACCUGCGCAGGAUAAAACAGCAUCUGCAGAGCAAGUACCUGGAAAAGCCGAUGGAUAUUGCCCGCAUUGUUGCCCGUUGCCUGUGGGAGGAGCAAAGACUGCUGCAGACCGCAACCUCUGCUGCACAGGAUGGCCAGGCAGCUCAUCCCACCGGGACAGUAGUGACAGAGAAGCAGCAGAUCCUGGAGCACAACCUUCAAGACAUCAGGAAGCGGGUGCAGGAUAUGGAACAGAAGAUGAAAAUGCUCGAGAACUUGCAGGAUGACUUUGACUUCAAUUACAAGACAUUGAAGAGCCAAGGAGAGUUGUCCCAGGACCUGAAUGGGAACAGUCAAGCAGCUGCCACCAGACAGAAGAUGGCUCAGCUUGAGCAGAUGCUGAGCGCCCUGGACCAGCUCAGGAGGCAAAUUGUGACAGAGAUGGGAGGCUUGCUGACUGCCAUGGAUUAUGUACAGAAGAACCUCACUGACGAAGAACUAGCAGACUGGAAGAGAAGGCAGCAAAUUGCCUGCAUUGGAGGUCCACCCAACAUUUGCCUGGACCGCCUCGAAACAUGGAUAACAUCCUUGGCUGAGUCCCAGCUGCAGAUCCGUCAGCAGAUCAAGAAGCUGGAGGAGCUCCAGCAGAAGGUGUCCUACAAAGGAGACCCCAUCAUCCAGCACCGGCCCGCCCUGGAGGAGAAGAUUGUGGACUUGUUCAGAAACCUGAUGAAGAGUGCUUUUGUGGUUGAGAGGCAGCCUUGCAUGCCCAUGCAUCCAGACAGACCUCUGGUCAUAAAAACAGGAGUACAAUUCACAAAUAAAGUAAGGUUGCUGGUGAAGUUUCCUGAACUCAAUUACCAGCUGAAAAUUAAAGUGUGCAUUGACAAAGAAUCUGGAGACGUGGCUGCAAUUCGAGGGUCACGAAAGUUUAACAUCCUCGGUACCAACACAAAGGUUAUGAACAUGGAGGAAUCCAACAACGGCAGCCUUUCAGCAGAGUUCAAACACUUGACCCUGAGAGAACAGAGGUGUGGAAAUGGUGGCCGGACCAAUAGUGAUGCCUCCUUGAUUGUCACAGAGGAGCUACAUCUUAUCACCUUUGAAACAGAAGUCUAUCAUCAAGGCUUAAAAAUCGACCUGGAGACUCAUUCCUUGCCUGUGGUAGUCAUUUCAAACAUCUGCCAAAUGCCAAACGCCUGGGCUUCAAUCCUGUGGUACAACAUGCUCACUAACCACCCAAAGAAUGUGAACUUCUUCACUAAGCCUCCUGUGGGUACGUGGGACCAGGUAGCUGAGGUUCUCAGCUGGCAGUUUUCCUCUACCACCAAGAGAGGCCUUACCAUUGAACAGCUCACAACUCUUGCUGAGAAAUUAUUAGGACCGUGUGUCAACUACUCUGGCUGUCAGAUCACUUGGGCCAAGUUCUGUAAGGAAAACAUGGCUGGCAAAGGCUUCUCCUUCUGGGUGUGGCUGGACAACAUCAUUGACCUGGUGAAGAAGUAUAUCCUGGCACUGUGGAAUGAAGGGUAUAUUAUGGGCUUCAUCAGUAAGGAGAGGGAGAGAGCCAUUCUUAGUCCAAAACCUCCUGGCACUUUUCUACUGCGCUUCAGUGAGAGCAGCAAGGAGGGGGGCAUUACAUUUACAUGGGUAGAAAAAGACAUCAGCGGAAAGACCCAGAUCCAGUCUGUGGAGCCCUACACCAAGCAGCAGCUCAACAGCAUGUCUUUCGCUGACAUCAUCAUGGGCUACAAGAUUAUGGAUGCCACCAACAUUCUGGUUUCACCUCUCGUGUAUCUUUACCCUGAAAUUCCCAAAGAGGAGGCUUUUGGGAAGUACUGCAGACCUGAAGCAGUUCCAGAACCUGAGAUGGGAGGAGACUCUACAAGCACUAUUCAGCCAUAUUUGAAGACAAAGUUCAUCUGCGUCACCCCGUGUCCCUCCGUGUUCAUGGACUUGCCAGACAGUGAGCUGCUUGGGAACGCAUUCCCAUGCACAAACUCUGGAAAUACCAGUGAUCUGUUUCCCAUGUCACCUCGCACCCUCGACUCUUUGAUGCAUAAUGAAGCUGAAGCCAAUCCAGGACAUUUGGAUUCACUCACUUUGGACAUGGACGUACAGUCUCCCAUUUGAAGAGAUGUGUCACCCUCUCUUCGUUUUCAUUGUCUAGAUUUCAUGUAAUGUUGUGUUAGAGGAUUUCAUGAUGAUUUAUUUUUUCCUCUGCGCACACAGUCUGCCUGUACAGUUUGUUUCUUGUACCUGUGUAAAAAUGACUCACUUUCACGCUGUAGAGAAUUGGAUGAUUUUAAAAGACCUUUUGAGGACGCCGUCUUCAACCUUCCACUUGUAGCUUUUUGUUUGACCGUUGUCGACCGAUACUGACCUGUUGUAUUUUAAGCAGCAUAAUGCUCGCAUAGAAUACUUUCCCAUCAUCACAGAUAUCUAAUUUUUAAUUAUAUUUUUUGAGAGCCUUGUAUUUCUGCGUUAUUGACUUUCAAAAUGAUUGUGUUGAACAAAAUGUAACUAGAGUAUUUCUUGUAUAAGCUACUGUAUGCCUCUUUGGAAUUGUGCUUUGAAAUGUUUUAUGAUUAAUGGUCUUUUUCAAUGUGUCAUUGCAUAUUAAAUCAAACAUCAAAAGCCAAAUCAUAAUGUAACUAAUACCAUGUUUUUGUGUCAUUUUAGCUUUUUCUCAAAAUAAGGUAUUUCUUAUAUUUCUCAGACUUUUAAAGUGUUAAAAACUGGAUAGAGGGAAGAGAUGUGGAAUUUUAAACAUGUUUGAGGUUAUUUCCUGUAACAGCCCCCCCUCCAAAGUGUUGUGAGAAAUAAUGUGACCUUACCUGUAAAAGUUGUGCACUUACAAAAAUGCAUUCCCACUUUACAAUAACUGUAAUUUGUGAUCACUUGUAUUACAAACGAUUUUAAAAUGAGCAGUUUAUGACUAUUUUUGAAUUAUUAAUUCACCUGAGUUAAUGAGUUGUUGAAAUCAUUUUUGAACAAUUUAAUGCGAGCCACAUUUUCUUCCCAUGAAAUGUCAAAAUGUUUCCUGUACAAAAA
Molecule: messenger RNA, 3485 nt
Organism: Labrus mixtus (cuckoo wrasse)
Lineage: Eukaryota; Metazoa; Chordata; Actinopteri; Labriformes; Labridae
Gene: stat3
Product: signal transducer and activator of transcription 3 (acute-phase response factor)
Exons: 24
Coding region: 210-2564 (784 amino acids)
Biological process (GO): regulation of cell population proliferation; defense response; response to peptide hormone
Molecular function (GO): RNA polymerase II cis-regulatory region sequence-specific DNA binding; DNA-binding transcription factor activity, RNA polymerase II-specific
Source: RefSeq, a predicted model, not a curated record